AUGAAUGGUGAAUGCUCAGUGCUUGCUUAUGAUUGCAGAGGUCAUGGUCAUACAAUAACUUCAGACGAUUCUAAUUUAUCAUUGGAUAGAUUGAGUCAAGAUUUGGUGAAUGUAUUGAAAGCAAGAUUUGGUGAGGAUGUGAUUACAAAAAGAGAUAUAUUUUUAAUUGGUCAUAGUAUGGGUGGAUGUGUCGUUUCAGAUGUUGCUUCAAAAAGGUUAAUACCUUCUUUGACUUGUUUGGCGAAUUUAGACGUAGUUGAGGGAACAAUUAGGAAUUUGACAUCAUCCAAAGUUUCUGUUCCAAGUCUUUUCAAAGAGCAACGAUUUUCAGGAAGUGGCGGUAAUAAUAAUUUGAUAAAGUAUGUUUGGAUAACUGAUUUAGCAACUUCUCAAAAAUAUUGGGAAGGUUGGUUUACUGGAUUAUCUGAAAAAUUUUUAUCUGCCAGAGCUGCAAAAUUACUUUUACUUGCAGGAACUGAUCGAUUAGAUAAGCCAUUAACAAUUGCACAAAUGCAAGGUAAAUAUCAGUUAAUAAUAUUUCCUGAUGUUGGUCAUAUGUUACAUGAAGAUGCACCAGGAAAAACUGCAUCAACAUUGGUUGAAUUUUGGAAAAGAAAUGAAAGAUUGGUUUUACCUAUCAAGAAGCCGUAA
Molecule: messenger RNA, 651 nt
Organism: Entrophospora sp. SA101
Lineage: Eukaryota; Fungi; Glomeromycota; Glomeromycetes; Entrophosporales; Entrophosporaceae
Source: the annotation of a GenBank genome assembly